Messenger RNA from Centropristis striata (black sea bass), 1602 nucleotides. RefSeq names its product TruB pseudouridine (psi) synthase family member 2 (gene trub2). The record is from RefSeq and is a predicted model, not a curated record. NCBI's taxonomy places the organism in Eukaryota, Metazoa, Chordata, Actinopteri, Perciformes, Serranidae. Gene Ontology annotation, molecular function: RNA binding; pseudouridine synthase activity. Gene Ontology annotation, biological process: pseudouridine synthesis; RNA processing.
ACAAAUAGUUGAAAUGACAAUAAAGACUUCUGCUUCUGCUUUUUCGAUUUCAAACCACACAUAAUGCUGCUUACCUUAUUUAUCCUUGGGUUUGUUCAUCCAAUACAGCAGGCGGCAGUACAUUCAGACAGUAGCGACCAAAACCUGCCUUCGACAGACAUGUACGCAUGCGCGAAGGUUACCAUGCAGUCAUGUGUGAGUGGAGCUAAUCAACCCACAACAAACUAGUAAAAGUCCCAACAGAUAUAACCUUUUUUUUCUCUCUCAAGCAACCGGGAUGUCCUGGUGUUACUAACAUAAUGGCAACUCCAGCUAUUCGGAUGUUUCGGCGGUUGGAGGGUCUGUUUUGUGUGUACAAGCCGCCUGGUGUUCACUGGAAAGUCGUCCGGAAUACCAUCGAGACAAAUCUACUGAAAGGUUUAGAUGCUCUACCGCCCCAGCCUCUUCCUCAGGAGGUCCGUUUCUUGGAACAGCCAGUCAGUGAGAACGAAGCAGCCAAGGGACUCACACUGACUGCAGCCUCUGUGCCAGUCCUGUCCAAGCAUCCUCUGGUGACUGGACCAGAGUUUCAGCAUAUCAAAGUUGGAGUAGGACAUAUUCUGGACACAUUCUCUUCUGGUGUUCAGGUUCUGGGUGUUGGGAAUGGAAACAGAGCCUUGAAUGAUUUCCUCAGAGCACCAGUCACAAGGGAUUACACUUUGCAGGGUGAAUUUGGAACAGCAACACAUGAUUUCACUCACACAGGCAGAGUUAUCGAAAAAUCCACCUAUGAUCACAUCACACAGGAUAAGCUGGACAGAGUCAUGGCGAUUCUGGAGGGAGCCAAUCGAAAGGCCAUGUUGAUAUAUUCAAAUGUCGACAUGCACUCACAGGAGGCUUAUGAGAUGGCUGUGCACGGUUUACUGCGACCCCAGGGGAAAUCGCAGGCUAUUUUGACCGGCUUGCGUUGCAUUAACUUCCAGCCCCCCAACUUCACUUUAGAAGUACAGUGUAUUAACGAAACGCAGAAAUAUUUGUGCAAAGUUGUGCAUGAGAUAGGACUCGAGCUGCGCAGCACAGCAGUGUGUAAAGGAGUGAGACGGACCAGAGACGGCCCCUUCACCCUGCAGGAUGCCCUGACCCGAAACCACUGGAGUGCUUCUGAUGUUAAACAGGCUAUCAGACAAUACCACGCCUCUAAAAACGAUCUAAAAUACCCCCACACACAGAGCAAGGACCCAGCAGCACAUCCACCAGAGGGGAGUAUGACAGUCAACAAAAUGAAACCAGCGAAAAGCAGCAGCAGGCUGAAUGAAAUAAGCUGCUGUUAAUAUAAGUCACAGAACUGCUCCACAGUGACUCCAUGAGCCUGAACUUCAGUUGGAAAAGAGAAGUGAAAGACCACAGAUUCUGCUUCCUAGAAGAGAAAGUAUCAAAUUGAACACAACCCAUUAUUUUAACAUGCAAACUUCUCCUCUCCAUCUACAGAGACACCUGCUGCAUCUCAUAUGUGAAUGAUCCACCUUUUCUUUAAAAUUUUGUUUAGGUAAUAUUAAUUAUUAUAUUCAUUUACCAACCUUGAUAUGAGUGUUUAUUUUUGUCAUGAAAUAAAUUGAAAAAGAA